This is a messenger RNA of Linum trigynum, 2054 nucleotides long. The record is from the annotation of a GenBank genome assembly. NCBI's taxonomy places the organism in Eukaryota, Viridiplantae, Streptophyta, Magnoliopsida, Malpighiales, Linaceae.
AUACUCUAAAACUCUUUCUCCGGUACCAACUUAUGUGCAUUGCAAAGGAAUAUUGGUCAUAGACAAUUAAAUUCAUGGAUAACGUUAUUUAAGUAAGUUCAACAUUUCGACCACCUCAAUUACUACGAAUCUAAAUUAUAAUUUGCUAAAAAAAACCACAUUUUGGUUUCUCCUUUGCCAUCAAUAUUCAAUUAUGAUUCAAUCAUAUCACUUCAUGAAAAUAAUUAUUAGCAUUCAAAAGUAUGAUAUUGCUUGCUUGGCCAAGAAAAAGUGCCACAAUCAACAUAAAAUAACCAGAGAAUAUAUUUAUAAAAGAAAACCAGAAUAUUAGUAAAGGACUAUUGGACUAAUAAAAGAACAAGUAAAUAUCUUGGGGCAUAGAAGUAAUUCCUGUAAAUUUAGGUAUGCGAAAGGAAAAAGGUAAAAAACGGCGAGCCUCUUCAAACCCUAGGUCAAAUCGAGUUGCUACGGUAUAAAUACUAAAAUCAGUCUCUCAGAGUUUCCCAUCCGCUGCUAUUUCCCUCCUUCCAAACUGCUGCUCGUCGGAAUCGUUCGCCGCCAUGGGGAGAAGGCCAGCAAGGUGUUACCGCCAGAUCAAGAACAAGCCGUACCCGAAAUCCCGCUUCUGCCGUGGUGUCCCUGACCCUAAGAUCAGGAUCUACGAUGUGGGGAUGAAGAAGAAGGGAGUCGAUGAGUUCCCCUUCUGCGUCCACUUGGUUUCGUGGGAGAAGGAGAAUGUCUCCAGCGAGGCUCUCGAGGCUGCCCGUAUCGCAUGUAACAAAUACAUGACGAAGACGGCUGGGAAGGACGCUUUCCAUUUGAGGGUUCGAGUCCACCCGUUCCAUGUCCUGCGUAUCAACAAGAUGCUUUCGUGUGCUGGAGCUGAUAGGCUCCAGACUGGUAUGAGGGGUGCCUUCGGGAAGCCGCAAGGUGUCUGUGCUAGGGUGGCCAUUGGGCAGGUUCUCCUGUCGGUUCGUUGCAAGGACAACAACAGCAACCAUGCUCAGGAGGCUCUUCGACGUGCCAAGUUCAAGUUCCCUGGUCGUCAGAAGAUCAUUGUCAGCAGGAAAUGGGGGUUCACUAAGUUCAACCGUGCUGACUAUGUGAGGCUGAAGCAAGAGCAGAGGAUUUUGCCCGAUGGUGUCAAUGCCAAGCUUCUUGGAUGCCAUGGACCAUUGGCGAAGCGGGCUCCUGGACAAGCGUUCUUGACGUCUGCUGUCAAUGCUUAGAAACUGUGUUUUCCCCCCUUUCUACAGCAGUAGUUAAUCUUCCGAGGAACAUCAAACUCUUUUCUGCAUUUUUUGUUGGGGUGAAUUCGCUUUGCCCUCUGUUAUAUGAUGAUCUCCCAGAACGUUGGUUUAUUGUUUUUUCUUGUCGCUAGUCGGAACGGUUGUAGUGAAUGUGCAAUUUUGUACUUGAUUCAGAUCUGCUCGUGGUAUGGAUCAUGUACAAAAUCCUUUUGCUUUAAUUUAUCACCAUUAUCAGUCUUAAAAUCAGGUGGUAUUUGUCUUUCUGGCUUGGAAGAUGAGUGUUUAAGAUUCUGAAUCUGAACUAAGGGCUUACUGCAAGUGGUAAGCUUGAACAAGGAGCGGUCGGUUUGAGUGUUCUCGUGGGGCAAGUACCUUAGUAUUCAUGUUCGUCUAGCUCUGUAUUCAUGUUCGUCUAGCUACGGAUUGUAUGCAGAAUAAUGUUAAUGUGAUCUCAUAGUAGAAUGUAACAUCUAAAUUAUAUGUUUUAAAAUUGGACAAAGAUGCUUGUAAUUGUCGUUUGGACUUUUUUUUGGUUAAAGAUGAACAUUGUUGAGUUUGUUCAUUUAUCGAAUUACUUGAGAAGAGGCUAAUUUUGGCAAAUUAUGUUGUUAUAUCCAAAUUAGUUGUUUUUAAAUUGGACAAAGAGACAUGUAAAUGUCGAUCCUCUUAAUGAAAAUGCCAAGAUGGACUUCCUGAAGUUUUUGUGUUAUCGAAUUUCUUGUUGAAAAAGAAAAAUAUGAAUUGGUGCUAAUCAUAUUGAAUUUAUAUCGGAGCUUAGUACGUUAAUAAAGUUUUGAUAUUUCU